Molecule: messenger RNA, 1548 nt
Organism: Daucus carota subsp. sativus
Lineage: Eukaryota; Viridiplantae; Streptophyta; Magnoliopsida; Apiales; Apiaceae
Product: ubiquitin receptor RAD23d-like
Exons: 12
Coding region: 215-1375 (386 amino acids)
Biological process (GO): proteasome-mediated ubiquitin-dependent protein catabolic process; nucleotide-excision repair
Cellular component (GO): cytosol; nucleoplasm
Molecular function (GO): polyubiquitin modification-dependent protein binding; ubiquitin binding; proteasome binding
Source: RefSeq, a predicted model, not a curated record
AAAUCACUUUCAGCAGUUAUGACGACGCCUCCUUAUCCAAGGGUAUAGAAGCCCCAAGCCCGUCACAGCAGCACGCAACCGCCUGGUCACACUAUAUAAAACCCCCCUCCCCCCACUAUAAAAGCUGCUGCAAAUUUGUCUCACACACCACAUAUACACAUAUCAUAUUACUAGUAAUAAUAUUCUGUGUGCACUUGUUUGGAGAAUUUCGGAGAUGAAAAUCUUCGUUAAAACCUUGAAGGGCACUAACUUCGAGAUCCAAGUCAAACCUGAUGACACCAUUUCUGAUGUGAAGAGUAUUAUAGAGGCGAAACAGGGUAAGGAUGUUUACCCUGCUGCACAACAGAUGCUUAUCCACAAGGGGAAAGUACUUAACAAUGCAAGCACAAUCGAGGAGAAUCAAGUUACUGAAAAUAGUUCCGUCGUUAUUAUGCUCUCAAAGGCAAAGAUUUCAUCAAGUGGCGCAUCAACUACAUCAGCCGCACCUUCAAGCACGGUUCAACCAGCAAAUCCCUCACCUGCUGCAGUGUCUGUAACAUCAUCUCAAACGCCUGCACCAACUACGCUCGGACAAUCUGCAUCUGCAACUCCUCUCAUUCCUGCCCCAAGUUCUAUUCCUGCUUCAUCAGAUUCAGAUGUAUAUGGCCAUGCAGCAUCAAACCUUGUAGCUGGAGGUAACUUAGAAUCUACUAUUCAACAUAUUCUUGAUAUGGGUGGAGGGAUCUGGGUUCGUGAUACAGUUCUUCGUGCCCUGCGUGCCGCCUUUAACAAUCCAGAGAGAGCUAUUGAAUACCUGUAUUCAGGCAUUCCUGAGCUAGCUGUAGCUCCUGUUGUUGCUCAAGCACCUGCUGGCGGUCAAACUAUAAACCCUCCGUCACAGGCACCACAAGCCCCAGGUCCUCAAGUUGGCCCUAAUGCAAAUCCUCUGAAUCUGUUCCCACAGGGACUUCCAAAUAUGGGUUCAAAUGCAAAUGCAGGAAACUUGGAAUUUUUACGUAACAGCCCACAGUUCCAGGCCUUACGAACAAUGGUUCAGACUAAUCCCCAGAUCUUGCAGCCUAUGCUUCAGGAGUUGGGGAAGCAAAACCCAAACCUGAUGCGACUCAUUCAGAACCGCCAGGCUGACUUUCUAGACUUGAUAAAUGAACCUGUUGAAGGGGGGGAAGGGAACAUUCUGGGGCAGCUGGGUGGAGCAGCACCACAAGCUCUCUCUGUUACACCUGAAGAGCGAGAUGCCAUUGAACGUCUUGAAGCAAUGGGUUUCAAUCGAGCUGUUGUAUUGCAAGUAUUCAUCGCAUGCAACAAAAAUGAGGAGUUGGCUGCCAACUAUCUUCUAGAUCAUGGUCAUGAGUUUGAUGAUGAUGUAGCUAACUAAAGUUUUUUUUUAAUCCAAUAUAAAAAUUGUGAUGCUGACUUGGUUUUAUUCCCUUUAAAGUGGGUAAGGUCUUGAUACAGCCAAAUAGUAUCUAGAGUCGCAGCUGUUUCUAUUACAUCUUGGAAAAUUCUUAUUAAGAUUUUUUCAUAGUAAUUCUCUUUGCAGCUUUUUCA